CUCGGCUCAAAGACAUGUUUACUUACGCUCGUCCAUCGUAAAGCUGGAGACAGAGCGCCAUCAAGGGCCAUGGGAAGUCUUACUGGCUUCACGUACUGGUUCCUGUGAAGGUUUUUGGGACUGCUCCACCUACCCGCAUGCAGACUGAGGGUGGGACCUGCACGGGCUUAAAACACAGGCUUAAGUGCGCAUGCAUAAGCAUUAAUGAAACUCUACCGCCGCUGCAAAAAACACGUGACUACUUCAUUAUUUGGGCUUCAUCAUACGUGCUAAAGAGCUCGCUAGGACUGUUCAAGGAAUAAAGAAGAAACUGGAAUUCCCUAUCACUAAGACCAUCGUCACCUCUGCCUCUGCCAUCACACAUGCAACCUCCCAGCUGCCUACAAGGACUGCAGGUAUGACAGGCAUCCAGCUAAUCAGAUGCCCACAGAGCACAGCCUUCAUCACGCCGAGCUCCAUGGCUCCUCUCCCCCGAUCAGGCUCCACUCCUGCUGGACCUCCCCGUGCCCUCUGGCCCCCACUGGACUUCACCCUGGGGGCUCUGGCCUGCUGUGGGGCCUGCGUUGUCACCAACCCCCUGGAGGUGGUCAAGACCCGCCUGCAGCUACAGGGAGAGUUGCGAGCUCGGGGCUCCUAUCAGCGGCACUACCGUGGCGUCCUGCAGGCCCUCUGGUUGGUGGGCCGCACUGAUGGCCUCCGCGGCCUCCAGAAGGGUCUUGCAGCCGGCCUGCUCUACCAGGCCCUGAUGAACGGGCUCCGGCUUGGGGUCUACUCCUACACCGAGGCCGCAGGCCUAACCACAGCCCUGGGGGGUAGUCUGAUAGCGGGUGCUGCCGCGGGUGCGCUGGGAGCCUUCUUUGCCUCUCCUGCAUAUCUGGUAAAAACACACCUGCAGGCUCAGAGUGUGGCAGCCAUCGCUGUGGGUCAUCAGCACAACCACCAGGGCGUCUCCAGUGCCUUUGUCGCCAUCUACAGGCGAGAGGGUGUAAUUGGGCUGUGGAGGGGUGUUAACGGGGCGGUGCCCAGGGUCAUGGUGGGGUCAGCGGCGCAGCUGGCCACCUUCAGCUCAGCAAAAGAGUGGGUCGCAGGUGGACAGUGGUUCAGUCCUAACAGCUGGAUGAUCGCUUUGACAGCUGCCAUUAUCAGCGGGGUUGCUGUGGCCAUCACCAUGACACCAUUUGAUGUCAUCAGCACACGCCUUUACAACCAGCCUGUGGACAAGUUGAAAAGGGGACAUUUCUAUACAGGCUUCCUAGACUGCCUGCUGAAAGUGUGGCGUGUGGAGGGUGUGUUGGGUCUCUAUAAGGGAAUGGGCCCUGUGUUCAUACGCCUGGCACCCCACACUGUUCUCAGCAUGUUCUUGUGGGACAUCAUGAGACAGAAAGCGCUCCAGCAUUGUGUGGCCUGAGGAAGUGCUUCCCCCUUGUGGCCUGCUGCCGAACUGCACACGCCCAAUAUCUUUUUACCGGUGACAAAUAAUCCCUGUUUUUAGGUCUGUUUUGUUGAAUUUUUGAAUCACACAUACAAGCUGUACCUGGUCCAUGGCUGUUCUGGGAAAGUGUCUAGAGAGCUCUAGAAUCAACUUACUCUCCAGUUCGAGGAUUCUGCCUCUGCUGCUCACACUCCUGAGAAGUCUGGAACUCCAAAGAACUUAAAUAUAACAGAGAAUAAAACUGUGUGUGUGUGUGUGUGUGUGUGUGUGUGUGUGUGUGUGUGUGUGUGUGUGUGUGUGUGAGAGAUCACCAAGCACAUUUACUAAUGACAAGCAUAAAGCUUGCGAUAUAAUAUGUAAUAUAAAUAUAAUUUAGUCUUUAGCUUUCUUAGACUUACCUAAAAAGCAUAACUGUUACCUCCAUCUGGAUCCAGUCAGAGCCCAGAGAAGAGGAUUGAAGUAAACUGGGUCUAAUACCGCACGAGAUGCAGUCCAUUUUUUUCUUUACAGUAUCGAAUAGGAACUGAAGGAUCACUAAAAUCUGGAAUGAUUACUCGAAAUAUCCAGAUAGAAUAACAUUGAAAAGGACUUUCAGUAUAAUUGCCUUAGCUGUGUAUAUAAUCACAUUGAUUUGAUUCUCAUUUAAAAUAGUUUAUUAAAUAAUUUUGUACUUGAA
Messenger RNA from Electrophorus electricus (electric eel), 2108 nucleotides. RefSeq names its product solute carrier family 25 member 34 (gene slc25a34). Lineage: Eukaryota; Metazoa; Chordata; Actinopteri; Gymnotiformes; Gymnotidae. The record is from RefSeq and is a predicted model, not a curated record.